This is a messenger RNA of Drosophila miranda, 4077 nucleotides long. RefSeq lists its product as uncharacterized. Gene Ontology annotation, molecular function: DNA-binding transcription factor activity, RNA polymerase II-specific; transcription cis-regulatory region binding. Lineage: Eukaryota; Metazoa; Arthropoda; Insecta; Diptera; Drosophilidae. The transcript has 3 exons. Gene Ontology annotation, biological process: regulation of transcription by RNA polymerase II. The coding region runs from base 599 to 2836 and encodes 745 amino acids. The record is from RefSeq and is a predicted model, not a curated record.
GAACAUGUCUCAUUCGUGUUUCAACUUUCGAGCAGCGCGGUCUCUGUGUCAAGAUAUCGUAUAUUUCGAAUUUACCGGAGCGCGCCGAAAUUCCGAAAACAAGGAAUCCAAUUUUUACGCUCGGACCGGUAAACAACGUACCUUCACGUCGCUUUUUCUUGUGAAUUUCCGAAAUUUCCGUUGAUAUUUCCGUAUAAAAAAAUAUCCGUAUCGACAUAAACAUUCUGCGCGGUUCGUCGGUUGGUUGCUUUUCGCUGUGUAUGGCUUGAAAGUGAUUAUUGACUAAAUAAUAAAUAAACUGUGCGCGAUUGAUAACUCAAAAUGAUAAUAAAUAAGAGUCAAAUAGAAUCGUAGAGCAAUUGCAUUUGGCUUGGCCAAUAUUGAGAGACGGUGGAGAGCGGCGGGAUAAACCAACGGUUAUUAUUUCCCCCCCUUACACUCGAUCCGUGCAACGGUUAAUCCCACGACGAAAGAAGAGAGAAACAACGGGGAACGGAACGUGAAGAGGAGGAACUGAUCAAAACAAAGCGUAUGCAGCAGUAAUUCGGCAAUUGGUAGAAUCUCCCACACACCACAGAAGAAACCCGCAGAACCAAAAAUGUUCGAGAUAGAGGACUAUUCGAGCGGCAUACACGAUGGUUUCUUCAACAAAUACGCGGAUGCGGCUGGCCCUUCGCUGGACUUUUACGUGUCCGACUCGAUGCAGGACAUGCUGGACGUGGACAUCCGGGCGGAGAUAGCCAGCACAUUGGCUACCUCUAGCGACCUGACCUCGCUGGACCACGCCCUGGAGACGAUUUCGGCCAUCAACAACAACACGAGCAGCGGCAGCAACCUGCCGGUGGCAUACAACGCCAACGCCAAUUUCCUGGCCAGCAGCACGCUGCACGCCUCGCCGACGGCCAAGUGGAUGGGCUCCUCGGCCAACUUCUGGUCGAACACCGACUACUACGCCGAUCUGGGGGCCUGCGUGAACCCCAUUUCGGUGAUGCCGCUGAUCAACUCCGCUGCCUGCUCGGCCUCCUCCAUGCUGGGGUCGCCGCGCAGGGGCAAGGCAGCCACUUCCACACAGUCGCGGGCCGUGCCGGCAUCGCCAUGCGGGGACCGGGACCAGCACAAGUCACAUCUGACCUUCUCGCCGGCCCAGAUGAAGGUCAGCGCUGGAUCGCUGCGCCGGGAGCAAGUGAGCGCACACAUACCCAAACAGAUUUCGGUGGUAACCGGCACCGGGAGCACGGCACCGGCCACCAUGGCCACCAACUCGGUGCUGCAGCGCCGAAACUCCUCGGCAGUGGAUGCAGUGCGCAAGGAUCUGGGCACGGAGCUGCGCAGGGCCCAGUCGCAGUCCAGUCCGUCUGAGGAGGGCGGCAACAAGACCUCAAAGACCUCCUCCAACCAGCUCACCGCCGGAGGCGUCUCCACCAACACGAUCAAGCUGGCGCCCGGCAUCGGGGGCCUAACCUUCGCCAACAGCGCCGCCUACCAGAAGCUGAAGCACCAGUCGUCGGCCAAGUCCCCCAACGGUUCGUCCCCGAGUUCGGGCAACGGCAUGGUCCUGAAGCGGGAGGAGGCCUCCAAGCGCGGCCUGCUGCAGCAGGGGAGCACCACACCAAAGAGCAUCGCCUCGGCGGCCCAUUCGCCGCACCACCAGAUGCAGAGCAUGGGCUCGCCAUCGUCCGGCUCGUCGCUGGCCUCCUCCUCGCCGCUCAGCAAUGGCAGCAACCUGGUCAACAUCGCCAACAACAGCAGCGGCAGUGCUGGUCUCGUCAAGCCGCUGCAGCAGAAGGUCAAGCUGCCUGUCGUGGGCAGCGCCUUCCCCAAGCCGGCCUACUCAUACUCCUGCCUCAUCGCGCUGGCCCUGAAGAACUCGCGGGCCGGCUCGCUGCCCGUCUCGGAGAUCUACAGUUUCCUGUGCCAGCACUUUCCGUACUUCGAGAAUGCGCCGAGUGGCUGGAAGAACAGCGUGCGGCACAAUCUGUCGCUGAACAAGUGCUUCGAGAAGAUCGAGCGCCCGGCCACGAAUGGCAAUCAGCGCAAGGGCUGCCGCUGGGCCAUGAACCCGGAGCGCAUCACCAAGAUGGACGAGGAAGUGCAGAAGUGGUCGCGCAAGGAUCCACAGGCCAUACGCUGCGCCAUGGUCUAUCCGGAGCACCUGGAGUCGUUGGAGCGCGGCGAAAUGAAGCACGGAUCGGCCGACUCCGAUGUGGAGCUCGAUUCGACGUCGGAGAUCGAAGAGUCCUCCGAUCUGGAGGAGCAGGACUUCGACGACACCCUUGUGGAUGCGAUGCUCGUUGAGGAGGACGAAGAUGUCGUGGACGAGGAUGAGGACGACGAUAUGCUGGGCGAAUUCGAGGCCGAGGAAGAGCUACUCGCCAGCCACUCCGCUGCCAGCCAGUCGAGCCAUCACCUGCCCCUUCACCACGUCCUGCUCGGCCAGAAGAGCAACGACUUUGACAUUGAGGUGAGUUUGGAAAGGCACCUGGUCGAGAAGUCUUCGUUGCUAUACGAGAAGGUCGACGAACAACUGUACGAUGCCAUCGACAUCGAGGACGAUAAGGAGGCAGUGCGCCGCGCCAUAGCCAGUGGCCAAGGCACACACAUCAUCGAGCUGAAUCCGGCCGAUCUGAAUGCGAACCACAACGGCUACCACCACCAGCAGCAGCAGCAGGCGAAGCGUGCGCGUCUGGACAUCAACUAUGCCAUCGGUCCCGCCGGCGAGCUGGAGCAGCAGUAUGGCCAGAAGGUGAAGGUGCAGCAGCUGGUGCAGACACAGGCGCAGCCACAGCCGACCACAUACAAUCGCCGCAAGAUGCCGCUGGUCAACCGCAUCAUUUAAAGGGGCAAAGCCCAAGCCGCCCCGCUCUCUUCGAUUUGCACAAACCACAUACCAUGCAGCACCACAGUAGUAGCCAUGGAUGUGGCACGCACACCCACACACACGCGCAUAAUUAAACAGCAUACACUUAGUGCUAGGCCCACGCUACAUAGUAUAGGAAAGAAGCCCCCUUGCUACGCUUAAACGUAUCCCUAAGAACAUUUUCGGUAAUCAUUUGUCAGUUGUACCCGUGCCCAAUACCCAUCUAAACUGAUUGAAAAUCAGAAUUUAUACAUUUUAUUACUUUGGAGAUCUCAUUUCUCUCCAGUUAAGCUUACUUUGAAUCUUUUUGUAGUCCUUAUUAAUCUGUGGUCGAUUUUCGAAUAAAUCUAUGCCAAUAAUUGUAAAGGAUUGCUCGAAAGUUUUGCCCCAAUCGCAACUCUGUCUUGAGUCUUGACGCUUGAGCAGUACAAAGAAACUCUCAACCAAGUGAAAGUCUCAGUAGUUAGUCCUGACCCUGAACCUCUGACGAUGCAUAAAGCUAUUUGUAAUGUUAAUUUUUUUCCAAUUUUGAAUAAUUUGAUCUCCCUUGACCUGACCCCCGUUGACCACAAACACCCUGACAAACGUGAAGAUUUCAUACUCCAUUAAACUUAACGAAACUUGACGCAGUUAUUAUAUAGAAUAUAGAUUAUUGACAAUGUGCAACACAACAACACACAAAAACAAAAACAACAACGAUUUUUGGACAACGAAAUGGGAACACUAUGUUCGCUUUUCCACCUUUUGUUAAUCUUUUGUACCCGAAAUGUGACAACUUGCAGCAUUUGCAAGCAUUUUUCAGCCGAUUCCGAAUCCGAAUUCCAACUUUAAGUUAGGUAAUGUUGUAAAAAAAAAAAAAACAAAACACACCACAAACACACACACAUAAACAACUUGCCGGUCCAGUAUUCGCAUGCGGAUUUUUUAUAGAACUUUUGUAUGUAUUUGUACUAUAUAUGAAACGAGAAUAGAAUCUACAUUAUUGCUGGAAAGAACAGUCAAUUAUUUUUACGAAUAUACAUAGUAGGAUUGUAGUGGAUUGUAAAUAGUUUUCACACAAUUUAAGAAUUUAAGAAUAGGCUUAAGAUGAAAAAAUAAACUAUUGUAUACUAUAUGUAGCUAAUCGUAAGUGAAACAACCCGUAUUCCAAAUGAAACGACACAGGAUCCGAAAACCAAUAAGACUUGAAGCGAACAUGAUCAAGCCUCUCAGAUUUAAAA